Messenger RNA from Erinaceus europaeus (western European hedgehog), 1883 nucleotides. RefSeq lists its product as uncharacterized. The coding region runs from base 512 to 1135 and encodes 207 amino acids. The transcript is spliced from 2 exons. The record is from RefSeq and is a predicted model, not a curated record. NCBI's taxonomy places the organism in Eukaryota, Metazoa, Chordata, Mammalia, Eulipotyphla, Erinaceidae.
ACUCUGCUGUUCUGUUAAUCAAUCCCGAUGCCCUUCUCCCGUCUCGCCAUCACCGUCGUGCUGGACGCGACAAGUGGAGGUCCCACCGAGAUCGGGAACGAGGAGAAGUGAAAAACCCAUCUGGGUGCCUGACCGCUGUGUGAGACCAGUUAACACCAGGAAGGAGAAUGAGGAAGGGACUGGGAACAUGAACAUGGCUGCUAACCCUGCUGACAACAACGAUGAAGGCGGGAGAGACGGUGUGGAGUCUGGUAAAAAAAAAAAAAACACCCCAUGCUGAUGCCUGUGGGUCAAGCUAGCACACUAAACCCGUCAGUGUACAGCUCCAACUUCAUGGUGGGUUCAGCCUCCCAGAAUACUCCCACUAAAACCCAUUCGGUGAACAAUACGUUUUGGUUACAGGACAGCCUGUGCUUCAUUCGCACCACCAACACAUCAUGGCUUGACGGUAAUAGUUCCUUCCUGGGACCAUGUCUUGCCCUGUCCAAUUAUUCAUUGGGCGACUUCAACAAUGGAAGCAGCAGCCCGGUUCGAAGGGUUUGAAAAGACAUUAAAUAUAACACAUAAGACACAAGUGCCCAUAAAGAACAGGGCCUGUCUCUUGAGCCCUUUCUUUUUCAUACUGUGGAACCAUACGGGUGACUUGGGGGGGAUGCUUAAUUGCUCUUCCAGCUCUUGUCUCCUUAGCAAUUGCUGGAGAGAAGAAGAAGACUCCACAAUGACAGUGCGGAUCCCAGCUUUCCUGCCCAUUCUGCUGACGGUCAUUAAGAACAGAGAAGAAUUGGUGCUCUACAGGCAGAAAAGGGACUUUGGAAUCACAGCAGCGGUGGUGGCCAUCAUUUCAGCCUGUGCCACAGCAGCCACGGUGGCCGGACUCGCCCUAUCUCAAUCGUCUGCCGCAGCCAGCACCAUUGAUCAGCUGGCUGAGCGAGUCAGCGAGGGCUUGCAAAUGCAGAACACUCUUAAUGCUCAGAUACACAUGGGCAUUCUGAACUUAAACCAACAGACUGCCCUGCUCCAAGAGCAGGUAGAUGCAUUGUGGAAAAUGCAUGACGCCACAUGCUCACAUUUUUCCGUGCCACCUGUGUCACCCCCCUACAGGUGCAAAAUGCCUCUGAACAGCUCCGGGUGCUGAAUACUUGCCUUAGGGGUCCAUGGAAUGUGACAUUUGUAAAUUUCACCAAUCAACUUGCUAAUCAGAUUGUGAGAAUGAGACCAGAGUACCCCCCAUAAGUGGGGAAACAUGGUGGAAUGAUAUGGCUCUGCUGGGAGGUUGGGUACAACGAUGGGCGGGCUCCCUGGCCCUGGCAAUCAUAGGAAUAGGAGUUACUGUUACAGCCUGUUGGGGACUCAAAUAGCUGUAUCGUUCCCAGAGGCAUCACCAGAGGGCCACCACACAGGUAAUGCUCAGCCUUGCCCACCAUCCUAGAGGAGAAGUUCCUCAGGUAUGGCUAAAUAUGCUGCAGGAACGCUAAGGGUGCCCCAAAGAUGGGAAACUUCCCGGUCAGGACGGACCACCUAAGACAGGGUUAGAGGCCUCCCAAAGACAGGUAAGGAUCUGCCCGACCGGGAGGACCUAAGACAGGAGCUCCCUUCAGCAUAAUUUUAAGAGAGGGGGGGAGAUGUCGGGACAAAGGGUCCCUGGCCUCACACUCCCGCCCUGGGGCUUUAGGUAGAGCUGCCUCCUGUGGGAGGCCAAGAGGAAGUACACAAAGUACAGAGGCUUGCUGAGAACAGCCUGACCUCUCAGAGGCCCACACUUCCUGGCAGAGCCAACCGCAAGUUCCACGGAACCAACUGCAAGUUCCACAUUCCCAUGCCCUGAAACAGUAUAAGUAGCUGGGACAAGAGAAAAAUAAAGGCUUGCUUGCUUGCUCCAUGAA